Molecule: messenger RNA, 3264 nt
Organism: Branchiostoma floridae (Florida lancelet)
Lineage: Eukaryota; Metazoa; Chordata; Leptocardii; Amphioxiformes; Branchiostomatidae
Exons: 3
Coding region: 1177-2286 (369 amino acids)
Source: RefSeq, a predicted model, not a curated record
UAAAGCAGGGCUGGUUAGAAACCGUGUUCUCGGAUUGUCGUCCGGUUGAUUUGCUGUGUAAAGCACGGGUAGUGUGACGGGUGUGUGUUUCAGGGCAGUUUGUGGUAGCGGUGGAGUGGGCGGGCGCCACGGGAAAACCAUCCUUACCGCUGCUACCUGGAUACCGGACGUGUUGUUCCUUACCAAGGACAUUAUAUGUCCUUGUUCGUACCAAUUGCAACUUGGGGUCCGCUAGACGCUAACUGGUGCGGAGCAAUGGGAGGAUUGGAGAGAGGUGGAGACGGAGAAAGUGUGUUUCGGUAGACCAGGUGUGGAUAUCACCUGAACAGGUGUUGUUAAGGCAUCAAACGGAGACGCAGAGGUCAACACUGUGCACGGACCUUCACAUUGACCGCGCGCUUUAGAUGCCGUCUGACGUCGACACCGAGGAUGAACGUGGAUCAUCGGUAGUUAACAGUGUACGUUCUGAUAUCGGGAUCUUGAUACGAGGCCGGAUUAAAGACUUAACCGCGUACAUGCGUCAGCGAGGCAGGGUCGAUUCACGUGUUGGAAAGUGUAGUUUCGAAUAAGGCCAGUGGUCCCAAACUUAAGACGAGGAGACGAAUUCGUCCCGCAAAUCACCACUUUAGCUAAGGAACUGGCGUCAAGGUCCAUCUGGGUCAGACCUUGGACUACAUUUAGGUUGUCGCUAUACACGGACUAAGGACACUGCAGGAAGACUUACACCCAGAGCGGGACCACCGUAUUUUUACAACAGGGAUAUCGUCUCCCAGCGACGGGAAUAAAACUUUGCCAGGCUGACUGGUACGUAACGAAUGUGGGAUUUUGAGGUUUAAACGAACUUAGACGUAAAUUGGAUCACCUGGCCAAGUUUUAUUAGAUAGCUUAUCGUAUUGUUUCGACAAAGCUGUGCCAAGAGUGCUGUACAGGACACAAAGGACCACACAACAGGUACUUGUCAUCACUCGUGCUGUCAAACAAUUGAGAGAUUUUUUCCUGUCUUGGUGACCCGGGAAUGCUUUAUUUCGUUGCUACGGUGGCAGCACUAACUACAUCUCGGUAGCGUUUAUCAAAUAGGUUCCGAUACAAAAGUCGAUACCUCUUAGACACGUCCGACAUUUACCAAGGAAACGAGGACAAAGUUUUUGAAAAUCGACGGAACUGUACCACUACUUCAUGGUGUUGCACGCCGGUGCUGACGCAGGUCUAGCCGUGCAGAAACGUCCGAACGUCCGUUCGUCUGUCAGGGACUCGGUGGUCGACCUCAUCGCCCGUGGGGUUUGCAAUCGUACCCACCACGGUGUCAAGCACGGCCGCUCCCGCUCCGAGGACAGGCCACGGGACAGGCUGCCGUCCUUCCGUCCUGCCAUGAAGGGUUUAGAACAAAGUUUGACCACCAUGUCUUUACCUCGGCGCACGCCGGGUACUCUUCACCAACUCUCACCCUCAACUCUCCUCCUAGGCAGCUCCACCCUCCCCAUGCCGGCCAUGGCAAACCUGUGGACUCGGGAAGAAAGUAGUCAGAAACUACCCGUCAUUAACGAAAGGCUAAGAACUCCUUCAAGGAACCAAAGGUCUCGUUCCAUACCCAUGCUACCCCCGCCCACUAAAGAACAGGCGUCUCCGAGACGGUCAUAUAGCGAGGACCAUGGAAGGAUGAUCCCCAUCAAACCCAGCACGGCGGAAAUCAUGUUUCCGGAGAAGAUGACGGAGUCCCUGACGCCAGAUUCUGGAAGAAAAUCCACCAUCUUGAAGCCAGGCGGACAGGGCCAGAGACCGGUGACCACAAACGUGGACAAGUCUGCGGAGAAGCGGGUUCACUUUCAGAUCACUUUACCCAGAGAAAAAGAGGUCACAUUCAGGGUACCGACGCGGAAAGGCAGUGGAUCCUCGCGGGGCGUGAGCGAAGUCAGUCCCGAGAACAACUCCACUGUCACGCCGGUCUUUAAAGUCAUGGUCACCACAAAGAACAACGUGGAAGCAAAGCCGUCCACAGCGGACAACGAAAAGGCGAAAAUCGUAGCUUCCCCAGCUGAAGCGCUGUGCCGUACCUUUAUAGACACUCAUAAACUCGGAGCUCCGUCUACGCCUAAGCUAAGGACUUCUUCUCUCACCGUGGAUCAUUUCAGUGCUAUAGACUCCUAUGCAGGGCACGUCAACUACUGUGACCACAAGAAGACAGACCAGAUUGUAAAAUGGCUUGAGGACGUGAACGAACAACAAAACAUAGACGCAAAAGUCAGAAGAAGUUUGUCGUCCAGUUCGUCUGAGAAGAUCAGUGUAUGAUGGUCGGUUUUAUAUCAUGACGGGGUGAAGGAAGCUCUACCACUAGUUGUAUGUAGCUUACAGCAAAUCUUUCCAUCAGUAAGUACAUCUGUGACUGACCAGGAAGAUGUCAGGCAACCGAAGAUGAAUAGUCUUAACAAUUUGAAGAAAAUGUUUUCAAACACAACAAAUACUUUCUGGUCACAGGGUUCAGUGUGCAUUGGGGGGUGUCACAAAUGAUCUCAUAAGAGUUCAUGCUACUUUUUUUAUUCAGCUGAAAUGGACAGAAACAGCUUCUGUGGUCCAGGAUCAAAGCACUAUGACAAACGAGUAUGUUCUGCUGUGCCCAUUAAGACAGUACUGCUGCGAGGCCGUGCUUAACAAUAUUUGUUUGAGAUAACCGUGUAUUAUUAGGUUAAUCCGCCAUUGUUGUUUGGUGAUAGUACAUGCCAUUGGUCUUGAUUAAUGCAUGCGACAUACUUGUUUUCAAGUAUCACAAGCACAAGAAAAUCUUUAUAUUUCCGUUGAAUUGUACUCAAACGUCUAAUCAUACUAAGUAUUUAUUGAUAUUUAACACUAAUGAUUUUAUGUUCACAUCGAAAUAUGCCUUUUAUGUUGUUUCAUGAUUUCAUUUCUCAGAUAAGGUUUUGUAAUUAUGUCGUUUCUGUUGUUUUGUUUGGAUUUAUGUUCUUUUGUACAUUUCUGUAUAAAUUUGGUCCAGGAAAAUCGAUUCCUGAAUGUCAUUCUGUUGUGAGCCAUAUAAAUCUAGCUAAUACGGCCAUUCGUUUCAAAGUUCGCUUCUCCAUGUCGCCAUUACGGGAGACAAAUGGGAAAAUGAUCGUGUCGGCAUGGGAGCAAAUCGCGGUCGUCAACAGUUGUGUGUCACCUCUGGUGUAACCUUAAUUAUACUGCCUUUAAAAACAACUGCUCAAGGUUUCACAACAACUGCAAUCAACCGUGAUUACUGUGCAAAUAAACGAUAUUUUUGUGGCAAUUUAA